Molecule: messenger RNA, 1863 nt
Organism: Trichophyton verrucosum HKI 0517
Lineage: Eukaryota; Fungi; Ascomycota; Eurotiomycetes; Onygenales; Arthrodermataceae
Product: ABC transporter, putative
Exons: 7
Coding region: 1-1863 (620 amino acids)
Cellular component (GO): membrane
Molecular function (GO): ABC-type transporter activity; ATP hydrolysis activity; ATP binding
Source: RefSeq, a predicted model, not a curated record
AUGGGUUUGGACCUGGAGGCCAAUGGGGACGAACACCCCUUUCUUAUGAAUGAGACGGUCGAGCACCUUUCCUGGAAAGGCGUCACUGUCAGUGUUAAGGAUAGAGAAACAAAACAGCCCAAAGCUAUUCUCCGCGAUGCUACCGGUUAUGUAAACAAAGGUGAACUGAUGGUGCUCAUGGGCCCGUCAGGAAGCGGGAAAACGACUCUAUUGAAUGUACUCGCCGGUCGAGCCAAUAGUCUGCGUGAUGGGGUUAACGGUGAGGUUCUCGUCAAUGGCCGGGCAGCAUCGAAAGAGACGUUUAGGCAUCUGAGCUCCUAUGUGGAGCAGGAGGAUGUGCUUAUCGGGUCAUUGACAGUGGAGGAAACGCUGUACUUCGCGGCCCAGCUGUCGCUCUCCAGAUCCAUCCCAAAGAAGGAUCGAAUCCAGCGUAUCAAAUACCUUCUCAACUCAUUCGGUAUCCAGAAUCAGGCUAAGACCUUGAUCGGAACCCCAAUUCGCAAGGGAAUCAGCGGUGGCCAGAAACGCCGUGUCAGUGUGGCUGCUCAAUUGAUUACCUGCCCUAAGAUCAUCUUCUUAGACGAGCCUACCAGCGGCUUAGAUUCCACCGCCAGCUAUGAGGUGAUGUCGUUUGUGAAGGCCCUAGCCAGGAAGAACAAUCCGUCCACCUCAAUGUUUGAAUCAUUCGAUAAGCUUCUCAUUCUGUCUGCAGGAAAGACCUGUUACUUUGGGCCCGGGAAGGACAUGAAGGCAUACCUUGACAAAACAGGACACCCGAUGCCCGUUCAGAUAAACCCGGCAGAGUUUGUGCUGGAUCUUGUCAGCACGGAUUUCGCAACCGACACGGAAGAGGCUGAAGCUCAAUUGGCCAAAAUACACCAGGAAUGGGAAGAUUCAGAAGAGUCUUCAAAUGUGAAUCUCGAGAUAUCCAGGCUGACUACCCUGUCCGAGAAAGAAGAGAACAUCACCCUUUCGGCAGACCAGUUGCAACAUGUUAACAUCGUAUCGACUAUCGUCACGUUGCUGCAUCGAUCUUUUAUCAAGGGCUGCCGUGACGUUGUUGCAUACGGCAUUCGAGUUGCAAUGUAUCUUGGCCUGGCUAUCAUGGAGGGUACUGUCUGGCUGCGACUUGGGACUGGCCAGGAAAACAUUCAGCCAUACAUCAAUGCUCUGUUCUUUUGCUCCGCUUUCAUGUCAUUCAUGGCGGUUGCAUAUGUGCCUUCGUUCCUUGAAGACCGCGCAACGUUCAUCAAAGAGCGAGCCAAUGGUCUCUAUGGCGCAACUUCGUUCGUGAUAUCCAAUUUCCUCAUUGGAAUGCCAUUUUUAUCUGACCCCAUUGCAGUCAUGAUCACGAUAAUAUUCUCUGUUGUAGCAUACUGGCUUGUGAACUUCCGCUCAGGCGCAGACACCUUCUUCACGCUGGUUAUGUGGCUCUUCCUCGACCUGCUUGCCGCCGAGUCCCUUGUCGUCAUGAUAGCGUCUCUAUUCCCUAAUUUUGUGGUUGCUUUGGCCCUCACGGCCUUCACAAACGGUAUCUGGAUGAGCGUUGGCGGCUUUAUGGUCGCCCCAGCAAUCCUGAACGUGUUCUGGAGAUACGUCUUCCAUUAUAUAGACUACCAGACGUAUGUAUUCCAAGGGAUGAUGGUGAAUGAGUUUUCUGGCCGUGUCUUCGACUGCGGCAAGUCGUGUCAGUGCAUGUAUGCCAGUGAGCUUGCGUCUCAGUGCCAGAUUUCAGGAAAGGGUAUUCUGAACUCCUUUGGAUAUGCCACCGACAAGCAAGCACAAUGGGCAGGAAUCCUCAUUUCGAUCACUGCAGUAUAUCGGAUCCUGGGAUGGAUUGUCCUGUACAUGAAGAAGACUUGA